Molecule: messenger RNA, 2418 nt
Organism: Manihot esculenta (cassava)
Lineage: Eukaryota; Viridiplantae; Streptophyta; Magnoliopsida; Malpighiales; Euphorbiaceae
Product: serine/threonine-protein kinase PBL34
Exons: 6
Coding region: 292-1740 (482 amino acids)
Biological process (GO): protein phosphorylation
Molecular function (GO): protein kinase activity; ATP binding
Source: RefSeq, a predicted model, not a curated record
CCUAGGUUACUGUUAUGACUAAUCUCCCGGUCUAUCUUGCCCGGCCUGCCCUUUUUCUCUGUUUCAAACUGCCCAACCUGCCCGUUGUUGAACACUUUCCCUCUUUCUCAAGCACCCUCUCUCUCUCUCAAACCUCCUUUUGACUAAAAUUCACAACUUGUAUCACUGGUUUUCACUUGUGAUCCAUUUUUUCUUUCGUUUUGAUGGGUCCAAUGAUUUGAAGUGAGAUGCUUUGAAAUGGGUUCUCUUUGUUUUUAUUAGUUUUGAGCUUUUCAUUGAAUUUUUGUGGAGAUGGGUUUGGGUCCUGAUUCUGCAAAGGUAAAAAAUUUGGAAGAUAAAUCAAAGAGCAAGAAGAAGAAAGAUGAGGGAAGUAGAAAGAUGGAGGAGGAGGAGAUUGGGUGUUGGGCUAAAUUCAGACUGAUGGGAGGUUGCAUGCCUUCAAGAUCAAAAGUUGAUAGCUCUUUAAGCGGUAUUACAACUCAGUAUGUGGAAUCUAAAUCUACUGAUGAGAAGAGCAAAGACCAACCAGUUGUUCCUGUGAUGUCCUCUACAACUAGUAAUGGAGAAAGUGCUUCAUCCACUCCAAAAUUCAGUGAGGAACUGAAGCUUGCUUCUCAUCUCCGAAAGUUUACUUUCAAUGACCUUAAAUUAGCUACUAGAAAUUUCAGGCCUGAGAGUCUUCUGGGGGAGGGUGGUUUUGGUUGUGUCUUCAAAGGAUGGGUGGAGGAGAAUGGAACUGCCCCUGUGAAACCCGGCACAGGACUUACUGUUGCAGUGAAAACCCUCAAUCAUGAUGGACUUCAGGGUCAUAAGGAGUGGCUUGCUGAAGUUAAUUUUCUUGGCAACCUUCUCCAUCCCAAUUUGGUUAAAUUGAUUGGUUAUUGCAUUGAAGAUGAUCAGAGGUUGCUGGUGUAUGAGUUUAUGCCUAGAGGAAGUUUAGAGAACCACCUCUUCAGAAAAGGGUCCUUGCCUCUUCCUUGGUCGAUCAGAAUGAAAAUUGCACUGGGUGCUGCAAAGGGUCUUGCCUUCCUUCAUGAAGAGGCUGAAAGAUCAGUGAUAUAUCGUGAUUUUAAGACAUCUAAUAUUUUAUUAGAUGCUGAAUACAAUGCCAAACUCUCUGAUUUUGGACUUGCAAAAGAUGGUCCUGAGAGCGGCAAAACUCAUGUAUCUACUCGAGUAAUGGGAACAUAUGGCUAUGCUGCCCCAGAAUACGUGAUGACUGGACAUUUGAGCUCAAAGAGUGACGUCUACAGUUUUGGAGUUGUUUUGCUUGAAAUGCUGACAGGACGAAGAUCUAUGGACAAAAACCGUCCAAAUGGGGAGCACAACCUUGUCGAAUGGGCAAGGCCUCAUUUUGGAGAUAGGAGAAGAUUCUAUCGGUUAUUAGACCCUCGUCUGGAAGGACAUUUUUCAAUCAAAGGUGCUCAGAAAGCUAUACAACUGGCUGCUCAGUGUCUUAGCCGCGAUCCCAAAGCUAGACCCCGAAUGAGUGAAGUUGUUGAAACGCUAAAGCCUUUGCCUAACUUGAAGGAUAUGGCCAGCUCUUCCUAUUAUUUCCAAACUAUGCAAGCAGAUCGGAACAAGUCAAAUAUGCAAAACAAAAAUGGUACCAGAACACCGGCAGGAUUUGUAACAAGGAAUGGACAAACACUGAGGAGCUUAUCCAGUCUUAGCGACUCACGUGCUUCUCCAUAUAACCAGCCAUACCAGUCACCAAAACCUACUGUGAAAAAAUCAUAGCACUAUAGUUGCAUUUGUGUAUAUCUUCAACCGGCUCCUCCUUGUCGGUAGCUUUGUCAGUCACAUAAGUAAAAGAAAUAGCACGGCGGGUCAUUCCAUCAUUUUCUCGAUAUAUUUUCUUAUUCAUCUGGUAAUCUCAAUCCGUCAAAUGAUGGAAGAAGACUCCUCAACUUACACAAUGCCAUUGUGGUAUGUAAUCACUGAAUCAACGAGACCCAUAUGCUUUACUUCCUGCUUGAUUUCUUUGUUAUGAAUUGUCUGUUGAGAUAUUGAAGUCUUAUUGGAGAUUGACAAGACACUGGGAAAUAUGAAGUUAAUCGUAUGUGUUGAAAUUUGGGAGGUGAAGGUGUAAGCAGCCACUGGUAAGCUUUGAGGCACAGUAGGUGGAUGUGAAGGGAAUUUUUAUUUGGUUUUAGAAGUCAUCAUCCAAAGAUGCAGCUUUACAUUAACCUCUCUUAUUCUUCUUUUUCUGGCUUUUUAAGCUCAUUGUUGUUUCUAUGCAAAUGGGUCUUUCUACUCUGGCAUUGAUGUAAAUAUAGGUAUGUGGGUCUCUUUACCUUGUAUCUCCUUAUGAGAUUUUAGAGUACUUUGAAAAGGAAAGCACAGGAUGAUGUAUAUUUUUCCUCCUUCAAUUGACAGCAAGUGUUGCCUCAUUAAUUUAACUGCUGUUCAACUGUA